GUGGUUAAAAUCUCUUGAUUCAAGAGAAUGUCCUUGAUAAUAUAUGUCAACAUCAAGACCAUUGGAGGGUGGUCCCGUACUCGGCAUUUUUACCAAAUAAGUUUUCAUCUUCAUCAUUAUCAUAUAUUUCAUACAUAUACAUAUGAAAGUAUGAAAGCCAUCAGUAGAAGGAGCAAUAAAAUCAGUGAAAAGUGACCAACAAGUCGCCGAUACUUAUGGAAUCCAAAGAGGCGAGAGUAUGGUCAUUUCUCGUCAAGUCACUCCCGUAACAACAUCUCUGAGUGUGCACAUUUGCUUUUUACCUGCGUUAUACUUGCGUUUCAACGUUCAAACAGUGUAAUUAUAAUUGUAUAAUCGAGUCAGAAACAAUGGAUAAAGAACCGAUCGUAUUUUCGUAUUUAGAGGAUAAAACGGGAGAAAAGUUAGAUAAGAUGUACGGAUUUAAGCCUUCUUUCCUCAAAGUGCAACCUAGCUGCUGCUUAUUGCCACCGCAAUUUGUCUUCAAUGCGCAAAAGAUACGCAAUGUGAAAGUGUAUGAAGAUGAUAUUUGGAUGGUCUCAUUUCCUCGAACUGGCAGCCAUUGGAUGCAAGAAAUGAUAUGGUGUAUUGGAAAUGAUUUUGAUUAUGCAAAAAGUCGCACUUUGCACUUUGUCGAACGAUGUCCUCUGCUCGAAACUUCAUCUAUCUUAAUUGGCGAGCAAUUCAAAACUUCGUUAGCAAAAUUAGGCGACGACCCAUUUGAGUACGUGAUAAAUAAGUCAAGACCGCGAUAUAUUAAAACGCACUUACCUUGGACUCUAUUGCCAAAAGAGCUUAGCGAGAAGAAGCCAAAGAUAAUUUACGUCACGAGAAAUCCGAAGGACACAUGCGUUAGUUAUUAUCACUACUGUAAAACGUUUCAUAAUAUGCAAGGAAGCUUCGACGAGUUUGCAGAGUUAAUGUUACAAGAUAACGUUCCCAUGGCUCCAUUUUGGAAACAUGUUUUGCCAUUUUGGAAGAUGAGAGAUCAGGAAAACGUAUUAUUCCUUACAUACAAAGAAAUGAAACAGAAUCAAGCUGCGACAAUUAAGAAAACUGCAGCAUUUUUAGGCAAGAACGUGACGGAUGAACAAAUCGCCAAACUAUGUGAACACUUGACAUUUUCGAAGAUGGCCGCAAAUCCGUCGGUGAAUUUUGAGUUUAUGUUAUCAGAUGAAAACCGGCAAGAAGAUCCAAAUUACAAGUUUAUUAGGAAAGGAAAAAUUGGCGACUGGAUAAACUAUAUGUCGGAGGAUUUGUCACAACGUUUCGACAAAUGGACCGAGGAGAAUUUGCGCGGAACAGGUCUGCAAUUUUGUACGAAUGUUGUAGAUGACGAAGAAUAAAUAAUUAUGACGAUCAUGCGAUACUGCAAUAUUAUAAACACGGUAUGCUAAAAUACACUCUAGCUAGACGGUUGAGUUUUUGACAACAAUUUUUAUAUCAAAUGUACGUUGUUAUUAAUUGUGUGAUGCAAGCAAUAAUGCAUUUACCAUAUCUAUUAAUACUAUUCUAUAUCUUGUUAAUAAUAUUUGUUAUUUCGAAUAGUUAAAAUUAAUAAUAUUCUAUCAACUAAUAUAUUUGCUAUAUUAUAGUUAUUUUGUGUGAACAUACUAAAUGCAAAUAUGGGAUGUUAUUGCAGAAAAUUAUAUUUACUACACUAUUAUAAGAGAUAUUUACACUAUUCUUAUAAUAAUAAGAGAUUUUUAUUGACAAAAUAAACUAUGAUAC
Odontomachus brunneus is the source of this 1749-nucleotide messenger RNA. It is a transcript of the gene St2, whose product is annotated as luciferin sulfotransferase-like. Gene Ontology annotation, cellular component: cytoplasm. Gene Ontology annotation, biological process: sulfation. The transcript is spliced from 8 exons. Bases 369 to 1364 code for a protein of 331 amino acids. Gene Ontology annotation, molecular function: sulfotransferase activity. The record is from RefSeq and is a predicted model, not a curated record. Lineage: Eukaryota; Metazoa; Arthropoda; Insecta; Hymenoptera; Formicidae.